Hippocampus zosterae (dwarf seahorse) is the source of this 1770-nucleotide messenger RNA. It is a transcript of the gene ndrg3a, whose product is annotated as ndrg family member 3a. Gene Ontology annotation, biological process: signal transduction. The record is from RefSeq and is a predicted model, not a curated record. Gene Ontology annotation, cellular component: cytoplasm. The transcript is spliced from 17 exons. NCBI's taxonomy places the organism in Eukaryota, Metazoa, Chordata, Actinopteri, Syngnathiformes, Syngnathidae. Bases 195 to 1331 code for a protein of 378 amino acids.
CGUAGCCCCGCCCACAUUCACGUCGAAAUACGAGUUGGAGCAGAGGAAGCGGCGAGCGAGCCGAGUGCGGCGAAUUUUACAUUUGACGAUAAAAUACCGCCAAGCUUUUCAUAUUCUACCCCCUAACCGAUAGCGACCUCGACUGAAACGCUACUAUCACAUCGUUAAGCACUUGACGGUGACCAAAAAGGAUCAUGGAUGAGCUCCAGGACGUACAGCUGACUGAGAUCAAGCCGCUCCUGACCAAUAAGAACGCACGCAACUUUCAGGAUUUUGACUGUCAGGAGCAUGACAUUGAGACUCCUCACGGCGUUCUUCACGUGACAAUGAGGGGCAUUCCCAAGGGCAACAGACCCGUCAUCCUCACCUAUCACGACAUCGGCCUCAACCACAAGUCGUGCUUCAACACCCUCUUCAACUACGAGGACAUGCGGGAGAUCACGCAGCACUUUGCGGUGGUCCACGUGGACGCGCCCGGCCAGCAGGAGGCCGCGCCCCCCUUCCCCAGCGGCUAUCGCUACCCGACCGUGGACGAGUUGGCGGAAAUGCUGCCGUCGGUGAUGACUCAGCUCAAGGUCACCAGCGUCAUCGGCAUCGGCGUGGGAGCCGGAGCGUACGUCCUCACCCGCUUUGCCCUGAACAAUCCCACGCUGGUGGAGGGCCUGGUGCUGAUCAAUAUCGACCCGUGCGCCGAAGGCUGGAUCGACUGGGCCGCUUCAAAACUGUCCGGCUGGACCAGCAACCUGGUCGACAUUGUCAUGGCUCAUCAUUUCAGCAGCGACGAGCUGAGCGAGAACCAGGAGCUGAUCCAGACGUACCGGCUCCACAUCGCCCAAGACAUCAACCAGGACAACCUGGCCCUCUUCUGCGGCUCCUACCAAUAUCGCCAGGACCUGGAAAUCCAACGGCCCAUCGUAGGUUUGAACGAGAGCGCCGUCAACACGCUGACGUGCCCCGCUUUGCUGGUGGUCGGUGACACCUCGCCCGCCGUGGACGCCGUGGUGGAAUGCAAUUCCAGGUUAAACCCAACCAAGACCACCCUGCUGAAGAUGGCCGAUUGCGGAGGCUUGCCCCAGGUUGUGCAGCCGGGAAAACUCGCCGAGGCCUUCAAGUACUUUGUCCAGGGAAUGGGCUACAUCCCUUAUGUCCUUCUCAGUCACCUGAGCAACGAAUCAGUGCCCACGGCGGGAAUGACUCGACUGGCUCGCUCGCGCAGCGCCUCUUCCUCCAGCGCCACCUCCAUGGACGGCAGUCGCAGCCGCCACAACUUGAACAGCCUGCUGGAGAACGAGCGCCGGCCCGCCCCCCAGACCAUGGAGGUGUCCUGCUGAGGCCGCCGCCCCCUCCGGGCGCUCCCUUCGUAACUUCCGUGACCGCUCGUACGCUCAAUUGAAUGCCCGCAGGUUCCGCAAGGAGCCACGUGACUUAGAAGAUGAUGUAGUAACUCCGUAGAUCCCCAAACUGAAACCUCUUGUUCACUCUUCUGUAGUUAAAAGAAAGACAUUCCUUAACCGUUUGGAUGUCGAGUAUAUCCGCAGGUGACGGCUCGCUCACCUGACUUGUAUUUAUUGUUUUUCACCCAUCUGGCGUUGCUUUUGUCAUUGUAUGCGACACCGUCGAAAGAUGCCGCCUCCAUGAAGUGCGAGUCGCCCUUGAGUUGGGGACUGCAAAUGGCUGCGAUGGGAUGCAGCGCGCGUGUAAACGCCCACAAGUGCUUAGCCUUAAUCGCAUAACUGCCCAGGUACUUUUGAAUUUUUUGGGGGGGGGGGG